CGAGCGAGCGAGCGCGCGACCGAGCCAGCAGCCAGUGUCGCUCGCUGAAGUGGUCGUCGCCGCUGACAUGUGCACGUCAACCGGGGAGAGAAAAGUGGCAAAUGAACCGGUUGCCGCCGCCACCACCACAGCGGGAGGACAAGUGGGGUCACGACAUGGCGGAAAAGCACCACUAAGAGGAAAUUCUACAACAUAGGCGACUACGUGGGGAUAUAUUCUCUUACGCACCUGACUAUCUAUCACACGGUGUGAGACUUUUUGUUUUACGAUUUGACUGCGAGAAUGGCGACCGGCCAAAGGUCCGAGGAUGUUCUCACUCGGCUGGCCGCCUUCUAACUGACUGACUGCCUGCCUGCCUGCCUGCCUGCCAGACUGACUGACCUUUGACGCACGGGAGCGAGCCACGCUUGACUCUUUUGUUUUUCGUUUUCGCCGAGAAGGAACUUCUCGAUGCCUUUUUAAUGAUUCGAGACUUGAGCAAGAUGUACCCUCCGGCGCGGCAUCCGGUCCCACACCAGCCCGGGCAGCCGUUCAAGUUCACCGUGUCCGAAUCCUGCGACCGGAUCAAGGAGGAGUUCCAGUUCCUCCAGGCCCAGUAUCACAGCCUGAAAAUGGAGUGUGAGAAACUGGCAAGUGAGAAAACGGAGAUGCAGAGACACUAUGUCAUGUACUACGAAAUGUCCUAUGGACUCAACAUCGAGAUGCACAAACAGGCGGAGAUUGUCAAACGGCUGAAUGCAAUCUGCGCCCAAGUGGUGCCCUUCCUUUCUCAAGAGCAUCAGCAGCAGGUGGUUCAAGCGGUGGAGAGGGCCAAGCAGGUCACCAUGGCUGAACUCAACGCCAUCAUUGGACAGCAGCAACUCCAGGCACAGCACCUCUCGCAUGGCCACGCCAUCCCCGUCCCGCUCACGCCGCACCCGGCGGGCCUUCACCCCCCGCUGCCCCACGGCGCCGGUGCCGCCGGCCUGUUGGCGCUCUCCUCGGCACUCGGCCAUCAGCUGCCCCUCAAAGACGAGAGGAAACACCAGGAUGGCGCCGAAGAACACCCGAGAGCAGAGAGAGAUUCUGUGAAGAGCUCAUCUGUGUCUCCGUCCGCCAGUUUUCGGACUGGAGAGAAGCACCGAGGUUCCGGCGAUUACUCCGCCGACAGCAAGAAGCAGAAGACGGACGAUAAAGAGUUGAGCUCGACACGCUAUGAGAGCGACGGUGAGAAGAGCGACGACAACUUGGUGGUGGACGUGUCCAAUGAGGAUCCGGCUUCUCCCAGAGGAAGCCCCGCCCACUCUCCUCGGGAGAACGGAUUGGACAAGAGUCGCCCGCUGAAGAAAGAUGCCCCCCUGAGUCCCUCUUCUGUCGCCUCCUCCAGCAGCACCCCUUCGUCCAAAUCCAAAGAGAUUAAUUUGAAGAAUGAAAAAUCCACAACACCCGUUUCCAAGUCCAGCACACCCACAUCCCGCUGCGACGCGCCCACUCCCAGCGGCACCACCGCCAGCCUGAGGGCAGCUCAGCCCAGUAAGCCGGCAGGGGUCGAGGCGCUCCCCCCUGGCCUGCGCACACCGCUGGCGGUGCCGUGCUCGUACCCCGGCCCCUUUGGAAUGGUCCCUCACCUCGGGAUGAACGGCGAGCUGAGCGGAGCGGGUGCCCCCUACACCGGCCUGCAUAGCAUGAGCACUGUGGCCGCGGCCGCCGUGGCCGCUUACGGACGCUCGCAAGUGGUGGGAUUUGACCCUCACCAUCACAUACGUGUCCCCGGCCUUCCUCCGAAUCUUUCAGUCAUUCCUGGUGGAAAACCAGCCUACUCGUUCCACGUGAGCGCCGACGGGCAAAUGCAACCGGUCCCUUUCCCCCCGGACGCUCUGAUCGGCCCGGCCAUCCCGCGUCACGCGCGGCAGAUCAACACACUCAACCACGGCGAGGUGGUGUGCGCCGUCACCAUCAGCAACCCAACCCGCCACGUUUACACCGGCGGCAAGGGCUGCGUCAAGGUGUGGGACAUCAGUCACCCCGGCAACAAGACCUCCGUGUCGCAGCUGGACUGCCUCAACAGAGACAACUACAUCCGCUCGUGUCGACUGCUCCCCGACGGACGCACGCUGAUUGUGGGAGGUGAGGCGAGUACUUUGUCAAUAUGGGACUUGGCCGCACCGACUCCGCGGAUCAAGGCGGAAUUAACGUCAUCGGCCCCCGCCUGCUACGCCCUGGCUAUCAGCCCCGACUCCAAAGUCUGCUUUUCGUGCUGCUCCGACGGAAACAUCGCCGUCUGGGACCUUCACAACCAGACUCUGGUUCGACAGUUCCAGGGCCACACUGACGGAGCGAGCUGCAUAGAUAUCUCCAACGAUGGCACCAAGCUUUGGACGGGAGGCCUGGAUAACACCGUCCGCUCCUGGGAUCUCCGAGAAGGCCGCCAGCUGCAGCAGCACGACUUCACCUCGCAGAUCUUCUCACUGGGAUACUGUCCAACCGGCGACUGGCUGGCGGUGGGAAUGGAGAACAGCAACGUGGAGGUCCUACACGUCUCCAAACCUGACAAGUAUCAGCUCCACCUCCACGAAAGCUGCGUGCUCUCGCUCCGAUUUGCGCACUGCGGAAAGUGGUUCGUCAGCACGGGAAAGGACAAUUUGCUCAACGCCUGGAGGACCCCGUACGGUGCCAGCAUAUUUCAGUCCAAGGAGUCGUCUUCAGUGCUGAGCUGCGACAUCUCCGUCGAUGACAAGUACAUUGUGACCGGCUCCGGAGACAAGAAGGCCACUGUCUAUGAGGUCAUAUACUAGGGUGGGCCGAGGGCACCGCUGGAUGAGGGAGGCCCAACCCCGUGCGUGUACCAUAUGUAAUGUGUAAAAUGGAGCUUUUCGUUGUUCCCGGGACUUUUGAAGGCUUUUCAGAAGUUGAACGAAGCACAGAGAUUCUUGAACCGAGUCAAUGUAAUGUCCAUGCACACUGAGCAAACUGUAUGUUGUGAAAGCAUUAUCCAGAUCAUAUCCCUUCGCUCCUUGGUUCUUUUCUUUCUGUUUGCGGCUUGUUUAUUGUUGACUCACACAAUGUACUUCUUUC
Molecule: messenger RNA, 3054 nt
Organism: Syngnathus acus (greater pipefish)
Lineage: Eukaryota; Metazoa; Chordata; Actinopteri; Syngnathiformes; Syngnathidae
Product: transducin-like enhancer protein 4
Exons: 20
Coding region: 462-2774 (770 amino acids)
Biological process (GO): regulation of DNA-templated transcription; negative regulation of canonical Wnt signaling pathway
Cellular component (GO): transcription regulator complex; nucleus
Molecular function (GO): transcription corepressor activity; protein binding
Source: RefSeq, a predicted model, not a curated record